GCCGCCGGCCAAGCUGGAAAUGGAACGGACGGGCCUCCGCUUGACCCUCCCUCCCGUAGCCCUGACCGGUAGGGGACCGGAGACUCUCCAGGGGCGACCCGUAGAACAGUCGAAAACGGCCUUCCGGUCCUCCGCCGACGGGCUCGUGCCUCGUCCUGGGAGAUCGGAGAAACCCGCGCUGAAGAAGACGCCCGUGGAGCCCCGGCGUGGAUUUGGGAGCCAAGAAAAAAAAGAAGAAGCAGAAGAGAAAAAAGGAGAAGCCAAAUUCCGGUGGCACCAAGUCAGAUUCUGCCUCCGAUUCCCAGGAGAUUAAAAUUCAGCAGCCUUCCAAGAAUCCGGCCAUUCCCAUGCAGAAGUUGCAAGACAUCCAAAGAGCCAUGGAACUCCUGUCGGCCUGCCAGGGCCCAGCCAAGAACAUCGAUGAGGCGACCAAACGGAAAUACCAGUUUUGGGAUACCCAACCGGUGCCCAAACUUAAUGAAGUGAUAACGUCUCACGGCGCCAUCGAGCCGGAUAAGGACAACGUGCGACGGGACCCUUACUCUCUGCCGCAGGGUUUUAUGUGGGACACGCUGGAUUUGAGCAAUGCGGAAGUGCUGAAGGAACUGUACACGUUGCUCAAUGAAAACUACGUCGAAGAUGACGACAACAUGUUCAGGUUUGACUAUUCGCCCGAAUUCCUCUUGUGGGCCCUGCGGCCUCCUGGGUGGCUGCCACAGUGGCACUGUGGGGUACGGGUUUCGUCGAACCGGAAGCUUGUGGGGUUCAUCAGUGCCAUCCCUGCCAGCAUCCGCAUCUAUGACAGCGUGAAGAAGAUGGUCGAAAUCAAUUUCCUCUGCGUCCACAAGAAGCUGAGAUCUAAGCGGGUGGCCCCCGUGCUUAUUCGAGAAAUCACUAGAAGGGUCAACCUGGAGGGAAUCUUCCAGGCCGUCUACACAGCCGGGGUGGUCCUCCCGAAGCCCGUGGCCACUUGCAGGUACUGGCACCGAUCGCUAAACCCCAGAAAACUGGUGGAGGUGAAAUUUUCCCAUCUGAGUAGAAAUAUGACUUUACAAAGAACCAUGAAGCUCUACAGACUUCCGGACGCCACCAAGACCUCAGGCUUGAGACCGAUGGAAGAGAAAGAUACGAAAGCCGUGCAGGCGCUCAUCAACAGUUACCUCCUGCAGUUCCACCUCGCCCCCGUGAUGGGCGAAGAGGACGUCGCCCACUGGUUUCUGCCACAGGACCACAUCAUCGACACGUUCGUCGUCGAGUGCUCCAGCGGGGUCCUCACCGACUUCCUGAGCUUCUACACUCUCCCCUCGACGGUCAUGCACCACCCUGUACAUAAAAGCCUCAAAGCCGCCUACUCCUUCUACAACAUUCACACGGAAACGCCGCUCUUGGACCUGAUGAGCGACGCCCUGAUCAUAGCCAAGUCGAAAGGAUUUGAUGUGUUCAAUGCCCUAGAUCUGAUGGAAAAUAAAACGUUCCUGGAAAAACUCAAGUUUGGCAUCGGAGAUGGCAAUCUGCAGUAUUACCUGUACAACUGGAGGUGUCCGGGAACCGAGUCCGAAAAGAGCUGUCGGAAGAACAUCAUGGAAAAGCAGGUGAUUAAGUCGGUCGAGGAGCGAACGUUCCAGUAUCAGGACUCCCUCCCGCCUCUGCCCGUACCGUCCCUGGAAGAGUCGCUGAAGAAAUACCUGGACUCAGUGAAACCAUUCGCCACUAAUGAGGAAUAUCAGAGAACUCAAGAAAUAGUUGCCAAGUUUCAUCGCGGAAUUGGACAGGCGUUGCACCAGAAGUUACUGGAACGGGCAAAAGGAAAAAGGAAUUGGCUGGAAGAGUGGUGGUUGAACGUGGCUUAUUUGGAUGUUCGCAUACCGUCGCAGCUGAAUGUGAAUUUCGCCGGCCCCGCGGCCCACGUCGAACACUAUUGGCCUCCAAAACCAGGCACGCAGUUAGAAAGAGGAUGUCUAUCUCUCUGGUAUAACCUGAACUACUGGCAAUUAAUAAAAAAAGAAAAGCUGGCCGUUCAUAAAGUUGGAAACGUUCCUCUAGACAUGAAUCAGUUCCGAAUGCUGUUCUCUACCUGCAAGGUUCCAGGAGUUACUAGGGAUUCAGUCGUCAACUAUUUCCGGACGGAGAGUGAGGGAGUCACCCCAAUUCACAUAGCAGUGCUGUGUCGAGGUCGUGUUUUUGUCUUUGAUGUCAUGCAUGACGGUGGUAUGCUGACCCCUCCAGAGCUUCUCAGGCAACUUACCUACAUCCAAACGACAUGCUGCAGAGAGGCUGACGGCCCUGGAGUCGCCGCAUUAACCACUGAAGCCCGGACACGUUGGGCAGAGGCACGGGACUACCUGAUCGGUCUGGAUCAGAAGAAUUUAACUCUGCUGGAAAAGAUUCAGAGCAGCCUGCUGGUCUACUCCUUAGACGAUGCUAGCCCCCAAGUGACCCCUGAGGAUUAUUCUGAGGUGCUUUCGCUGGUGCUCGCUGGAGACCCGACAGUUCGCUGGGGUGACAAAUCGUACAACCUCAUCUCCUUUUCCAAUGGAGUAUUUGGCUGCAAUUGUGAUCACGCUCCUUAUGACGCUAUGGUCAUGGUGAGCAUCUGCCAUUACGUUGAUCAGAAGAUUUUUGAAACAGAAGGAAGAUGGAAGGGAUCCGAUAAAGCCCGAGAUAUACCACGACCAGAAGAGCUCGUUUUCACCGUGGACCAGAGAGUAUUAAAUGACAUCGAAGGUGCUAAACAGCAAUACUUUAAGCAGGCAGCCGAUAUCCAGCUGGUAGGCUACGCCUUUACUACUUUUGGCAAAAUGCUCCUGAAGAAGAAACGGCUUCACCCCGACACCUUCGUCCAGCUCGCUCUCCAGCUGUCUUAUUAUAGACUCUAUGGGCGCCCGGGGAGCUGCUACGAGACGGCCACGACGAGGGCUUAUUACCAUGGCCGGACGGAGACGGUGAGGUCGUGUACGGUGGAAGCGGUGGAGUGGUGCAAGAUCAUGGCGGAUCCGUCCACCUGCCCCCUCCAGAGGCAGCAAGCAAUGCUCCAGGCGUUUGCCAAGCACAAUAAAAUGAUGAAAGAAUGUUCGGCCGGGAAAGGAUUUGACCGUCACCUCCUGGGUCUGUCUCUCAUAGCCAAAGAAGAAGGGAUGCCGCUGCCAGAACUCUAUCUGGACUCUCUCUUCUCCAGAAGUGGGGGCGGUGGAAAUUUCGUCCUGUCCACCAGUCUGCUGGGCUACCUGCGCGUCCACGGAGCGGUGGUUCCCAUGGUUCCCCAUGGCUACGGCUUUUUCUACCACAUCAGAGAUGACAGGAUCGUCGUGGCCUGCACAGCCUGGAGAUCCUGCCCCGAGACCGACGCCGAGGCGCUGACCACGGGCGUCUUCCAGGCCUUCGUCGACAUGAUGGCGCCGGUACACCCGGCCCAUCUGUAGCCCGGGCCACGGACGGACGGACGGACGGACCCCCUCCCAACCCUUCUGACCGUCUCCCACGGAGGGGCGGCCCCACCCCACGACCCUCGGCCGGGUAGCCCCCGCCCGCGUGGCCGCUCCGCGGCUCCGACGGACCGUGCCGCGGCUCGCCCGCUCGUUCCUGGCCCGGCCCUCUCGGUUAAUAAUUCUAAUAAUGAUGAUAACGAUCGUGGUGCCUAAGCACUUACUAGGUGCCAGACGCUGUACUCAGCGCUGGGGUGGCUACAGGCAGAUCAGGUAGGAGACGGUCCCCCUCCCACACGGGGCUCAAAGGCCAGUUAGCCCAGGCUGUUGAGAAAUGGGGUAAAAAGGGGGCUGAGGUGAGGACUACCUGGGGCCUCUUGGGCCGGGCCGCCCCCGCUUCUGCCGCGUCGGCGCUGCAGGGGACGGGGUCCUCCCUAUCCCCUGCCGUCGCCCUUUUCCCUGGCGAACGGGAGGGGGACGCCGGCAGGGCUCCGUCCUCGGAGAGAACCUCUCCCCGCUCGCGGGAUAUUAGCCUUCGAUUCCAAUCUUACACAAUAAAAGACCCCAGGACCCCUCA
Molecule: messenger RNA, 3999 nt
Organism: Ornithorhynchus anatinus (platypus)
Lineage: Eukaryota; Metazoa; Chordata; Mammalia; Monotremata; Ornithorhynchidae
Product: glycylpeptide N-tetradecanoyltransferase 2
Exons: 27
Coding region: 348-3419 (1023 amino acids)
Biological process (GO): N-terminal peptidyl-glycine N-myristoylation
Cellular component (GO): cytoplasm; peroxisome
Molecular function (GO): carnitine O-octanoyltransferase activity; glycylpeptide N-tetradecanoyltransferase activity
Source: RefSeq, a predicted model, not a curated record